GCCGGGCGGGCCGCGGGUGGCGGCGGCGGGAGGCGGCGGGCCGUGUCCCCGCCCCGCGGCGCUCUCCCCGCACACGCCCGCCCUUGCGCCGCCGCUGCCAUUGGGAGCCGAGCAGCGCCGAGGCUGAGCCGAGCCGCGCCGAGCCGAGCCCAGGCAGCCGCCGGUCCCGCUCCGCCGCCAUCGCCAUGAGCUUCUUGUUUGGUAGUCGCUCUUCCAAAACCUUCAAACCAAAGAAGAAUAUUCCGGAGGGGUCUCACCAGUAUGAGCUGCUAAAACAUGCCGAAGCCACGCUUGGAAGCGGUAAUCUCCGGAUGGCCGUUAUGCUUCCAGAGGGUGAAGACUUAAAUGAAUGGGUUGCAGUUAACACUGUCGACUUCUUCAACCAGAUUAAUAUGCUUUACGGAACCAUUACGGACUUCUGCACAGAGGAGAGCUGCCCUGUGAUGUCUGCUGGCCCAAAAUAUGAGUACCACUGGGCAGAUGGGACAAACAUAAAGAAACCAAUUAAGUGCUCUGCACCAAAGUACAUUGAUUACCUGAUGACUUGGGUCCAGGAUCAGCUGGAUGAUGAAACGCUAUUUCCUUCUAAAAUAGGUGUACCGUUCCCAAAGAAUUUCAUGUCAGUGGCAAAGACAAUUUUAAAGCGUCUCUUCAGAGUUUAUGCUCACAUUUAUCACCAGCACUUUGAUCCAGUGAUCCAGCUACAGGAAGAGGCACACCUUAACACUUCUUUCAAGCACUUUAUAUUUUUUGUUCAGGAAUUCAACCUUAUUGAUAGAAGAGAACUUGCACCACUUCAAGAACUGAUUGAAAAACUCACCUCUAAGGACAGAUAAAAGGAAGAGCAUUUCUUGAAGUCACUUGUUUCUUUAAGCAAAUGUGUGGUAUUUGUUUUUUGUUCAUUUGUUUUUUUAAAAAACAAAACAAAAACCUGUGCUGUUACUAAUGGCAGCCAAGAUCUACUUUCUGUGCUUUUAUUAGGGGAAAUCUUUUACCUGUUAGUGACACGUGGUAAAUAGCUUUUUUUUUUUUUUGAUUGUUGUUAUUCAUUGUGGAAUUUUAGCAGGUGCUGAGUGUUUAUAAAGGAAACAUGCUUGGUUGGGGGAUUGACUCUGCUGGUGGAUGGGUUCUUGUAUUGUGUCAGUGGUAGCCCAUUCUCAUGAAGUCCCUAAAAGACUUGCUUACAUUCUCUAAGUGCCUUGGCAGACUCACUUCUGAGGUGCAAAGCACAUAUAGUACUGAACAUUGCUGGAAACAGAAAAUAUGAACUAACACCCAGGACACUUACUGAUACUUGUUUUAGAAAAAUAUAUAUAUGCUUACACUAAAAAAAGCCAUAACUUACUGAAAUCAAUGAUCUCCAGCUUUUAAUACAAAUAUUUGUCUUAUUUUUUUAGAGAUUAAUAUAGAUUUUUUCAAAACUAGAUAUUUCUUAUAAAGAAAAGUGAUGGUGAAGUUCUAUUUGCUAAAGCAAAAUGAUGAAGGCGGUGUCAAAAUUACAAAGAACCUGUGCUUAGCAAGUAGUUACAUUUCUGUUGCCAUUGGUUUUGGCUUUUCAUAGUUGCUUUUAUUUUUUUAACAGGGAAGCAUCAACUUGGGUCAGUCACUUUUGUUAAGUUUUCCUAGCAUUUGCCAAAUGAACGGUUAGUUUGCACAGAUACAGUUAGGGAAAAUAGUCAAUCUAAAAAAAUGCAUUGGGGUAAUACUAAGAAAAAUUUGGCUUGAAGAAUAACUAGUGAAAUGACGUUCUUCAGUUGGGAACAAAAUACCUGGCUCUGUGGAGGAGCUCUGGUGGCUAGUAUUUUCUGUGGUAGGAAAUGCAUCUUGGAGGGAAUAUAAUUUCAUGGACCAUGAGAAAACCUAAUCAAAAUGUGGCAUUCCCCCACCUGGGUUAGUGUCUUUCCCUCUCUAGCCUUGUGUUUUCUCAAAUCAGAAAUGAGAAUCACCUGUGAGAAAGUAAUCUCUGGGAUGAUCCACAGAUGAUGACUUGGAAAUUUCUGCUGCAACUGUAUCAGUCAGGUUUCCCAUUGCAGAAGCCCGUAUGACUAGCUCUCUUGUUCAUUUAUGGAUCUUGUCAAAGCCGUUGUAUUUUGGAUUCAAAGAAAUCUGUAUGGGGUUCUGCAAUGUGCUAUCUCAUGAUAUCAGUAGUUGCCAAAUACAGUACACCAGGUGGUCAAUGUUGCCAGGCUUUGAUAGUUUGUGACUCUGCAAAACCACCAUUUUCAGACCUGAGUAGCAUGAAGAUGUUUAAGUGGCUGGUGUACGCUAGACUGACUCUUGAGCCUCUAAAAUUUGCAGGCGAAGCCAAGGUUAACAUGCAACAGAAAAGUUGAGGUUAUGUUUUGUGCACCUUUGCUUGACUGAAAAUGCUGAGUAAAGUGGAAAAUACUGUGCAGCAGCCUGCAAAAUAUGGAAGUGGCCAUUAGUAUAGCCAGCUAAUAAACAUCUAAGCACACUCAUUUUUGGGAGACUAGAAUCGCUACUUCUGAGUUAAAAUGAUCUAUUUCAGAAGCUUCUGAAGGUUAUUUUAAGACCUAUGUUAUCUUCAAUGGAGUUAAAUUUUCUAGUCUGUUUCAGCUGCUUCCUGGAGAAGCAAUUUAAUGUUUUGUUACCUCUUCUGUCUCUGUCUCUGUCUGUCUGUCUGUCUCUCUCCCCCCCUGCCCUUAAUAGACUUGAGAACAAUUGAGAAAAACUAGUAUUGAGGUAUUGAGCUAUACAAAACUGGCAUUUUGUACUUGUUUCACUGCUUUUUAUUUAGAAAUGGAAAUGUGGAGUGUUGCAUAGUGAAGAAUGGUCACGCAGUGGUGUUCAUAUUGAAUUUAGGUUUGGCUACACUAAUGUUAGAUACAGAGGCUGCUUGCAGAACAACCUGCAGCUUAGCAUUUGUAAUUAAAACAGUCCUUGGUUUCAUUCAAAGCUUCAUUACAGUUCAAGAAAAUGUAGAAUGUGUUUGGCUCCUUUGCAGAUCAAUGUCAUAGCCCAUUAUAAUCUGCUCAAAGGACAAGGGAAAUUUUCAGUUUUCCUUAUGUUUCGGCUUUUUUUUUAUAUCAUACAGAAUUACCAAGCUUUCUUAAUGUGUGGAUGUCCAAGGAAAGGACUUUUAUAUUGUGUUUUUCUUAACAUUGAGUGUUGGGAUUGGAUUGCAGUUACCACAGUCCACACUGAAUCAAGCUGGUGAUGCGAAGAGAGCUUUCCCUCAAAUGUUUUAACAAACUCUUAGUUUAAAAAGGGUGGAGUAAGGUCUUACCCCUUCUCCUCAGCCAGUAAGGAUCUUGACUCUUCCAUGUACAUACACACACGUGGGAGGAAAAGAGGGGAGAUACUCAAUGUCUCUUACCUCUUCAGGGAGUUGGAGGUUGGAAAAAUAUGCACAAGGCAUAAGAAAAUUAGAGCCAAAAGCAAACAAGAAGCACGAGCACAAUUUCCUUUCCUUUGCCAAGUUGCCUAUGACUGCAGUAUUCACCCCAAUGCUUUUGUCAGUCCUGCUGUUCGUAGGACAUACUUGGUCUGGCAAACAUUGGAUUUCCUCAUGUAAUUCUGUUGGCCAGUGGAAGAGUCAGUCGGUGCUGUAGGACCUAAAUGCUGCUGUCUGGAGUUGAGUAGUGGGUUGAUAAGAAAGAAGGAGCUCCCGUGGGCAAAAUAUCCCAUGUGUUGGACUGGGCAAGUACCAUCCUGUUGAACAGUUGGAGAAAAAGUGUUCCUUUGGUAGGUGCUAUCGUUUUUAUGGGCUGUAUGGUAUGUUUGACAAGGUAGCUGGGAAUGCAGUACUUCUACGGACCGUGUGCAUCAUUUGUGAUGUCUUUGCAGCUGCAGGAUUGUUUUUAACUGAGUAGCAUACCUGACAUCUGAUGUGGACGUGACUACUUAAGCCUGGUUUGGCAGCAGUAGGGUGCCAGAGCUAGCUUUGGGUGCAGGGUUGGAGGGCUCUCUUAGCUCAGGACUGAAAAACGCAAAAGACUAUUGUCUUUUUAGUGUUACGGGAGCGGUCAGCAUCUGCCUGACUAUGCAAAAGCCGCUUAACUCCCAAAUUUGAACUGCAUGAUUUUAAACAGACUCCAGUCAUGCAGGGAGCUGAAUUUAAGAACGUGAUCUUAGACACACAGCCUUUUAUGCAUGCUUCUAUCCAACGAGUGUUUAAUGACUGAAAAUUUCCAGCUACAGAGGCGUGAAGAGUGCUGCAGAUGCAUUUUGAUAUUAAAAAUCCUGUAAACUUUCCAAUGAAAACCUCUUCGCUGGGUUGAGUCAGUGCUGCUCAAGAGGCUGCUGCGUGUGCAUGUUCACUGUGCUGAUAGUGCUUACUGGAGAGGAGCCUUUUAACCAGUGCUAGAGCUCCUGUUAUCGCAUUGCAGCAAGACACGAGAGUGAGGAGAAUGGCAGAAGCCUGCUCCAAGGUGCUAAAUAGGAGAUAUCCUCCGUUAGAUUUAAAGCUGUCUCGCUGGCGUGGUGUCAUGUACCAGCACAAAACUCAAAAGAAAAAUAUUUAGAAGUGAGGAUUUGUGUGGAGUGAUAUCAGUGUGGUAGUUCUCUUUUUUGGCAUACUUCUCCUCUGAAAGGUUGUUUUUUCUGUUGUUGUUGGUUUUUUGUUUUGUUUUGUUUUGUUUUUUUUUAACUAGCCAGUUCUAGAAAUUCAGAGGCAUCUGCUGCAGUUCAGCCAAUUAGAAUGUAUUAUGUAAAAAAAAAAAUAGUGUUGCGUGAAUAGCAUAUUUUUUGUAUUUAGUAUCUGGCAGUAGAAAACACUUUUACAGAAUAGUUUCUAGGCAUGUAAUAAAAGCUUGGAGAUCAUGAUUUGCCUGACAGCUGUAUGAACACAUUGUUUAAUUAUACAACACUUGAAAAUAACAACAUUGAAGAUAUGUAUGCAGUGUUUGGGAUUUAGUAUCCCUAUGCUGUUUAUAUUUGCAGCUUUUUAAUUGUUUUUUUCUUCAAAAAGAUGUGGGACCAGACGUUGAUGUGUGUUUACACUCUUGAAGUAAGGGCACAUUGAAACGCUAAACAACAGUUGCCAUGUUGUACAAAUGGAAUCUCCAUCCAGUGAAUGUGUUUAUAAAAUAGUGCAUUUGUUGGGGGGAAGGGGGAGGACACCCCCUCGCCCCCCCCCAAAGAAAACACAGAGAAAUGAACCCUGAACAAACCCCACGCUGCUCUAGACCCACAUGACAGACGGACUCUGUUCUGUGUCACGAGCGCUUUGAGACAAAAACUUUGAGCUUUGUUGUCACUGGGCGCGGAAGGUGCUGGUGGGUUUAAACCAGGCUGGGCUGCCAGCGCUGGCUGAGGCCUUCCACUAUAAUAGGGUCCUGAAAUUCUGUGGUUUGUGGUGUUUUUCAGCUACCAGCGUAUUAGACCUUGUCAGUGAUUCGGGUGGUAACUUCAGGAGGUCAUCUACCUCGAGACAGGAUGGGGCAAACUGCUAAGUUCAUCAAGUUCGGCCACCGUUGCCAAUCGUGACAGUGUUUAGAUGGUGUGGAUACAUGAUGUUCGCAGAAAUAGUUUUUCAAGCCUUUCAAAUUCAAGUCAGGGAUACAAGUUAAUAAUGCAAAUAGAAAAUAAAAAUGCCACAUUCUGCUGUUGCAGGUAGCUGAAUGGUAGCUGAAGGCAGAAGACAGGUUUCAAGGGGCAGGUGGCCCAUCUGCAAGUAUCAAGUUUCUUUUACUGCUUACUAUGCAAUGUAGAGCUUUGAACUUUUGCUUUUACUUUUAAGAUAAGAGGAGCACUGUCCUUAUUCAGUAUUUAGGAACUGAACACUCUCCCAGUGUCCCUGACACUCAUUUAACAGGUAAGGAUACCUAUUUGCUGCUAUGGACUUUACUUACCUUUCGGAUUGUUCCUUUCUGUUUCUCGCCCCCCCUCCCUUUCUCUUGAAUCACCAAACACAAUUUUACUGUAAACCCAUCCUUUUUGGAUAGUUGUUCUUUUCCUUGCUACCCUCUCCCCCCUUCCUACCUGCCAGAGUGCUGUAUUACUGUAUAUAAACCGCCCCCUUUUAGUUGGACUAUUUAAAAAGCUGCAGCACGAACACAGACUCCUUGCUUUUCUCUCACUGAAAGAUUCCCUGUUACACUGAAUCUUGUUUCCUUCACUGCUGAUGUAUCAGUUGUCUUUUUUCCAAACUGCACUACUAAAACCACUAGCAGUUUAAUGAAUGCCUGUCAUCUUUUCCUGGAUAUCUUCUCUUUUAAGAUGAGACUAACAUUGGUUGUUUUAAGGGUUAAACUUUUUUUAUUUUCCUUCUUUUCUUACAAUUUCCUCUUGCCAGGUUAAGAUUGCAGUCUAGGUAAAUAUCGAAUUAUGUUUUUGUUUGAAGAACCAAUUCCCUAAAUUGUUCAUAGAGUAUUGUAUUUUUAGGGGAAAUUAAUUUUUAUAGCCACUAAACUAUACUCAUUAUUUUUGUACAUUUGCAACUUCUGACAUUUUUCAGAGACAUGUCGCGGAGGGAACACUUAUUUUCAUGGCUGUUUUACUACUUAGGUAUGCUGUGGUUGUGUUGCUUAGUACCUAGAAGCACAUACCUUGAUGUGCAAUGCAAGAGAGAGAAGAAUGCAAUAAAAGUGAAUGAGGUUUCAAUAAAAGGCCAUUUUUGAAGGAAAAAAAAAAAAAAAAGGAUAUUAUGAAAGCAACACUAACCUUUCCUCCUCCUUUAGAAUCCUAAAAUAUAUGGGAGAAAAUGCGGUGUAAAAUAGAAAAUGCAAGAUGAGAACCCUUACUGUAAGCUAACUGUGCCAAUAUCGCUUCAGUUUGUAGUCACUUGAUUGGUAUUUUAGUUUUAAAUGAGAACAGCUUUUGAUGAAAAAAAAAAAAAAAGUUGAAUGUCUGAAAAUCUGCAACAUGUUUAUUUGAGAGUUGUAAAUAAUGUAUACAGAUUGUUGUAUGUGAUGGGACAAAAUAUUUAAAUUCUAGGUUUUUUUUCAAUAAGAAACUGAAGGCUGUUUAUAAGAGAAAAUAAAUAGCUAUGUUUGACCAUGAUUGUCUUUAUUUCCUUCUUGAACUUGUUUCUAAAUUAUCUUCUGCGUGUAGAUAGAUUUUUUCCUGUAUAUUGUACACAUAUGCAAAUUACACAUACAAAUUAGAUUUUUGUAAUUGCCUUGUCUGAAUUUGUGAAUAUUUGUAUUGCAGGCAGACACAAUAGCAAUAAAACAACCUGAUACCCUUUUCA
Molecule: messenger RNA, 7153 nt
Organism: Aquila chrysaetos chrysaetos
Lineage: Eukaryota; Metazoa; Chordata; Aves; Accipitriformes; Accipitridae
Gene: MOB1B
Product: MOB kinase activator 1B
Exons: 6
Coding region: 186-836 (216 amino acids)
Biological process (GO): positive regulation of protein phosphorylation; hippo signaling
Cellular component (GO): nucleus; cytoplasm
Molecular function (GO): protein kinase activator activity
Source: RefSeq, a predicted model, not a curated record